CUGAUGCCCCCUGCACCAACCAUGGGUGUUAUUUCGGAAGCUGCUGCCAAUCAGUUGCUUGAUUUUUCUCAGCGAUUGGAUAUUGGUCUUCUGGACAGGGUCGUCAAUUGCAUGUAUCAUGAAAGUGGCGCCCAGCAGAAGAUGGCGGAAAAAAUCCUGAAUAUAUUAAAAGAACAUCCAGAUUCAUGGAUGCGCGUCGAUUCUAUUCUCGAGUACAGUUCUAAUCAAGAGACUAAAUACUUUGCCCUGCAAAUCCUCGAGUCCCUCAUCAAAACCCCAGAUUAUUUUGUAGGCAUUAAAAAAUACAUUGUUGGGCUUAUCAUACAAACUUCAUCCAGUAGCGAACUAAUCGAAUCGGAAAAGACAUACCUCGGGAAACUGAAUAUGAUUCUGGUAGAGAUAUUGAAGCAUGAAUGGCCAAACAAUUGGCCAACGUUCAUCAGCGAUAUCGUGGGUGCAAGUAAAACAAACGAAACUCUUUGCCAGAAUAACAUGGUUAUAUUGCGCCUAUUGAGUGAAGAGGUUUUCGAUUUUUCUCUCGGUCAAAUGACACAAGCAAAGGCAAAACACUUAAAAGAUUCCAUGUGCCAGGAAUUCGGUCUGAUCUUUCAGCUCUGCCAAUUUGUACUGGACAGUUCGCAAAAUGCUUCCCUUGUUGUUUCAACGCUGGAGACAUUGUUACGUUUUAUGCACUGGAUUCCGCUUGGUUACAUUUUUGAAACCAAUCUGAUUGAAACAUUGGUAUUAAAAUUUUUCGAAGUGCCUCUUUUUCGUAACGUCACGCUGAAAUGUCUGGCUGAAAUUGCUGGUGUAAUGACCGAUGAAUAUAAGUCACAGUUACUCGCGUUGUUUAUAUCCGUAACGCUAAAGUUAAAACGGAUGAUUCCUUCGGAUACAAAACUAAAAAGUGCUUACGAGUAUGGAAGUACCGAUGAACAAAAUUUCAUUCAAAAUCUCGCGAUUUUCUUCACAACUUUCCUGAAGUGUCACAGCAAAAUACUAGACAAGCCCGAAUUGAGCUGGCGGUUACAGGAUGCUUACAAUUGGUUAUUAAUGCUUUCUGAGGUUGCGGACCGCGAAGUAUUUAAAAUUUGCUUGGAAUAUUGGAGCAUUCUCGUCGCAGAUCACCAUCGUGAGGCCAUUGCUGGUGAUCAACAAUCUAAAUUACUUGCUCCAGUGUUGUCCACGCUUCGACGCAUCAUGAUAUCUAGAAUGGCGCGACCAGAAGAGGUGCUGGUGGUCGAAAACGAGCAUGGUGAAGUGGUUCGCGAAUUCAUGAAAGAUACGGAUAGUUUGAAUCUGUACAAAACGAUGAGAGAAAUUUUGGUUUAUCUCACUCAUUUAGACUACGCUGAUACGAAGAAAAUAAUGAUUGAAAAAUUACAAAACCAAGUUGAUGGCAGUGAAUGGUCAUGGCAUAACUUGAACACACUCUGUUGGGCAAUCGGGAGUAUCUCAGGUGCUAUGCAAGAAGACGAUGAACGGAGCUUCUUGGUGAUCGUAAUUCGCGAUCUGUUGGGUUUGUGCGAACAAAAACGGGGCAAGGACAAUAAGGCAAUUGUGGCCAGUAAUAUCAUGUACGUGGUCGGCCAGUAUCCCCGAUUUUUACGCGCGCAUUGGCGAUUCCUGAAAACGGUUAUUACCAAACUCUUUGAAUUUAUGCACGAAACUCACGAAGGCGUCCAGGACAUGGCUUGUGAUACGUUUAUCAAGAUUGCUCAAAAAUGUCGCAGGCAGUUGGUCACGGUUCAGUACGGCGAGGGUGUCGAGUUUAUUGAAGAAAUCCUCAAAGAUAUAGAUAUUAUCAUCAAUGACUUACAUCCGCAACAAGUUCAUACAUUCUACGAGGCAGUUGGAAUUAUCAUCAGUGCACAGACCGAUCAAGCUGUUCGAGGGAAGCAAAUAGAACGACUGUUCCGUUUGCCAAAUCAGAUCUGGGACGGAAUUCUCGCCGAAGCUUCACACAAUGUAGAUAUACUAAAAGAUCCAGAAGUUGUAAAGCAGUUGUGCAAUAUUUUGAAAACAAACCUCAGCGCAUGCAAGUCUCUCGGCCAGCCGUACUUGAUCCAGCUCAUCCGCAUUUAUUUCGACAUGCUCAACGUAUACAAAAUCAUGUCUCAGAAUAUUGGUCAGGCAGUGGCAGCAAACGGCGAGCAAGUGACUAAACAACCUUUAAUCAAGAGCAUGCGUUCGGUCAAGAAGGCCAUCCUAAAUGUGCUGUCCUGUUGGAUUCGCCGGACACACGAUGCUGCUUGGAUUGCUGAAGUAUGUCUUCCACCUCUAUUGGAUGCCGUUGCUGAUGACUAUCAGCGCAACGUACCUGCCGCGCGGGAAUCCGAAGUACUCGCUUUGAUGACGAAUCUGGUCAAUCGUCUGGAAGAACACAUCCUACCUGCUCUUCCGCGCAUUCUCGAUGCUGCGUUUCAGUCCACACUGGAAAUGAUUGACAAAGAUUUGGAAGAGUAUCCCGAGCACCGGACGAAUUUCUUCAACCUUCUAGAAGCAGUGAACUGUCAUUGCUUCUCAGCGUUGUUGAGUCUACCAACAGAUAAAUUCAAACUAAUUUUGGACAGUGUGAUUUGGGCAAUCAAGCAUACAAUGCGCCAGGUAUCCGAAACUGGUUUAAACAUUCUGAAUAGAAUGCUAGUCAAUAUGUCCAACGCGAAAGUAGAACAGAGGCAAAUUUUCUUCAAAACGUUCUAUAUGGACAUUCUGCAACACAUGUUUGCUGUGAUCACUGAUCGAUCUCAAACAGGACAUUUGACGCUUCAGUGCACCAUACUGGCUUUCAUGUUCGAAAUUGUGGAAAAUGAUGUGAUUACUGAGCCCCUGGGCGAGGUUACUGCGGGAAAUUAUCCGCCGGAGACCAAACCCAAUGUGCAGUUUGUCCAUCAAAGUUUGCUCCAGUUGCUCACAUCCGUAUUUCCACACCUACAGGACGCUCAGGUUCGCAUAUUUAUUGACGGUCUGUUCUCGUUCGAUCAGGAUGUUGCGGCUUUCCGUGAGCAUGUCCGUGAUUUCCUGGUCCAAAUCCGUGAGGUGGCCGGCGAGGAUUUGUCCGAUCUGUACUUGGAAGAACGUGAGGCCGAAAUCGCCCAAGNCCAAGCACAAGCGGCCAAAUUACGACGUCAGGCUACCGUUCCCGGUAUUCUAGGUCCGCAUGAGGUGGAUAUGUGCGACUAG
Messenger RNA from Echinostoma caproni, 3183 nucleotides. The record is from the annotation of a GenBank genome assembly. Lineage: Eukaryota; Metazoa; Platyhelminthes; Trematoda; Plagiorchiida; Echinostomatidae.